This is a messenger RNA of Crotalus tigris (Tiger rattlesnake), 6588 nucleotides long. It is a transcript of the gene CCDC18, whose product is annotated as coiled-coil domain containing 18. The transcript has 28 exons. The record is from RefSeq and is a predicted model, not a curated record. The coding region runs from base 2337 to 6560 and encodes 1407 amino acids. NCBI's taxonomy places the organism in Eukaryota, Metazoa, Chordata, Lepidosauria, Squamata, Viperidae.
UGACUCCUUAUAUAUAUAUAUAUAUAUAAGAGAAAAAAAAACGGAGGGAGGGAGGGGGCUAAGGAAGAGAUUUUCGUGGGAGCGCCAAUUCGAGCCUAUCGAAGUCGGAUUGCUUUUGUGACGUUAUUCCCAACUGUCGAGCUUGGGAGCUCUUUUUAUAUUUGGACCACUGUAAUGCGGCUCUUUCGAGCUCAUUGCGGACACGAGGAGUGCUCACUGUAUUUGGCGGGGUGAGGGGGGCGGAGAAACUAGAGUUGCUAAGCAACGGAAAGCUGUGGCCUGCAACCCGCGCGGUCGAGGCGGGCUCAGAAGCUGCGAGAGAAAGAAGGUGGCGGCGGCGGCGGCGGCUCUGAGGGGGAGGAGGGAGCGAUUUAUUUAUUUGUUUUAUUUUCACUUUUUUUUUGAGCUGCCCAUUUCCCUGAGAGUUAUUCUUUUGGGGAACGGACCCGGAGCACUGAGAGAAAACAUGAAAUUACGUAGAGGUGAGGGAGGAAUAUUGAGAGUCGCAACCGCUUGCUGGUGGCGCGGAGAACGAAUUUGAAUUUCGGGAAUAAAGAUGCGGUGGCGAAGCACUUCUGAGGAAAAAUCGCCGUGGUGAUGCGAUAGGAAGGAGAAUGGGACCUGGUUCAGGCUGUGAUUGUGUUAGAAUUGAGCUAGAGCCGUGUUUCUUAAGGCUUUUUUUCUUUCUCACGACCCUUUCUCUCUUUAAAAAAUAUGCAGGCUCUCCAAAUAGCUUGUUUUUAUGGUUUAUAUUUAUCAGUAUUUGCCAUAUUAGCAAUUAAAAUGGACACGUUCAUAGACUAUUUCUUGAGUCAUGUAAAAUAUUAAGCCGAUUAGCUAUUAACAAAGUAAUGGGGAAACCCCUAUUUUUUAAAAAAAAAACAAUAGGAAGAGUAUCAUGUUUUAAAAUGCUUGCAAAUAUCCUCACUGUCUGGCAAAUAAUUUAGAUCUCGAGGGCCUCUUGAAAGGGUCUUGGGGAUCCCCAAGGAUCUUAGGACCAGACAUUUAAGGAAUACUGAGCGUGAGGAAUUAGUAACAAGGAUCUCUUAUCUUUGAUAUUUUUAUGAUGAUUUUAUUAGAUUUUUAAAGUAGAAAUAUAAAAAUUAAAACUAAUAAUGAAGAUACAAAAGAAUAAAGAGUGCAGAAAGAGAAAAAUAAUGUAAAAAGUGUUUCUGAUUUUCUUUUACAACAGUUAUGAGCAUAAUUUAAAUUUACCUCUUAAUCUAAGGUUACAGCUUUCAUUUUUCCAUUAUCUACAAUUUUUUUCUAAUCAUCAAACUGUAUAUCAUAAUUCCAUUUUUUUUCUGUUUCAUGCAGAAAGUCCAGAGGAGGUUCACAAUCAGCAUUAAAUUAAUCAGUGACUUUAAUCAAAACUAUCUAUUUCGUCAUCUCAGACAGGUGUAUAACCUUUAACAUCCACUCUUCCAUUGUGGGUAAUGUUGGAUCUUUCCACAAUUGUGCAUAUAAAAAGUCUUGCUGCGGCUACUGCGGCUACCAUAUAUAAAAACAGAGUUUCAUGAGGUUUUUUUCCACCUUUGGUCAAUCUUGAAAGAAAUACCUCUGAUUUCAGUUGUAUACAGAUAGUCCUCAACUUACAACCAUUCAUUUAGUGACUGUUCAAAGUUAUAAUGGCACUGAAAAAAGUGAUUUAUGACCAUUUUUCACACUUAACGAUUGCUGCAGCCUCUCCGUGAUCAUGUGAUCAAAAUUCAGAUGUUUGGCAACUGACUCAUAUUUAUGACAGUUACAGUGUCGCAGGGUCAUGUGGCCACCUUGGCGAACUUCUGCCAAUCAAAGUCAAUGGGGAAGCCAGAUUCGCUUAACAAAUAUGUUACUAACUUAAUAACUGCAGUGAUUCACUUAAUAAGGGUGGCAAGAAAGGUCAUAAGAUGAGUUGUAACCACUGUUUUGCUUAGCAACAAAUUUUGGGCUCAGUUGUGAUCCUAAGCUGAGGACAGCCUGUAUGUUUUUAAAAUCUUCUAAAUAAUGUAUGCAGGGCUUUUUUUGUCAUAACGCCCAGAACGGAGUUCCGGCACAUUUUUUGGAUGGAACCUUGUAGGGUAGGCAAGGCGGGUUGUAUGAUGUGUGUGAGUUCCGGCACCUUUUAAUUUUUUUUACAAAAAAAGCACUGAAUGUAUGUAUUUGAAUUUAAAACUGUUUGGCUUUUUUACAUGUCCACCAAGCGUGAUAAAAAGUCCCUUGUUCACAUUUUAGCAUAAAUUUGAUGUACACCUAUACAUUUUAGACAAUUUUUCCAGUGACAAAUACCAACCAUCUUUUUGUACAACUUCUCUUUAAGAUUAUAAUAGUUAUUUGUUUCAGACAAAUGAAUAUAAAUGGAACCUAACUUAUGGGAUUCUAGUGAUCAACAGGAACAUGUGGAAGAUUUACUUGCUAACAUUGUAGCAUUAAGAGGUCAUCUAAAGAAAACAGAAAAAAAUUUACAAGACUUGGGAGAACAGCUUUAUAGUAAUAAUUCACAUAAUUCUGAACUUGGCAUUCAUGACAGUGAGCUUGAAAUUUUAACACUGGAAGAUCUUGUUGAUCCUUCUGAAUUACAGAAUAACACUGUGAGCAAAAUGUCUUGGCAUAACAGUGAUUCUUCAAGGAAACCCAGGAGCAAAUCAUAUUCACUGGCUUUUGAUAAGAGCAUGGAAGAGGAAAAUGAACUACUAAGAGACAAACUGAAUGUAGUCCGUGAAAACAAUGCCUCAUUAAUUUCUCAGAACCACAAACUAAUGAAUGAAAUUGAAACUAUAAAGUUUGAACUGAACCAGGCAAGAGCACAAAUAUCUUUCCUGGAAUCUACUUUGGGUACACGUUCAGUCCAUAUUCCAAUAUUAGAAGAACAGUUAGCAAGCUUGGAAGCAGAUGUUCAUGCUCAGGAUAGUCUUCUAAAAGAUACAGAAGAUAAAUUAGAGGAAAGCCAGAAAAUGCUAAUGGAAAAAGAAUAUGAUUUGCAGAAAUUAAAGGAGGAUUAUAGAAUAAUGAAGCAUGAUUUAAUUGGACGGACCAAACAAGGGAAGAGAACUGAACAGCAAAGAAAUGAAGCUCUGUAUAAUGCUGAAGAGUUGACAAGAACAUUUAAACAAUACAAAGAGAAAAUAACUAAUAAAUUGGAAAAGGUCCAAGUUGAAGAACAAAUUUUAGAAAAAAAAUUAAUGAACUGUGUAAAUGAAAAGGAGAAGUUGCUCACACAAUGUAAUGCCUAUAAAAGUGAGCUUGAAAACAUAAAAGAUCAAUUGAGACAACUAACUGAAGAGAACUGUAUUGGAACACAAAACCUUAAAAGCAUGGAAGCAAAACUGUCUGAAAUGGAAUUUUUGCUUAAACAUACUCAGCAAAAGAAUCAGAUACUUGAAAAUAAACUUCAAGAACAAAAAACAACACUUGAAGAAAAAAGUGCCAUAAUAAAUGAAAAUGAAGAUUUAAAAGGACUAAUUGUACAACAAAAAGAUCAGCUUAACUUGUAUUGUCAAGAAAUUCAACGUUCAAAAAUUGAAUUGAAAACUUUAGAAAAUGUUAUUUUCCAGUUGACCCAAAGUUCAUCAAAAGAGGCUAAUCACUCUAAUGAAAUGUGCAGUAAUUGGUCUGAAACAGAUAGUCUUCUGAAAGAAGAGCUAAGACAGAAAAUUAACUUUCAAGAAGCAGGAAUUCAGAAACUUCAGACAGAAUAUAUGGCCUGUAAGCUAGGUCAAGUUUUCUCUGAUGAUGAUGAGGGACAGAAAUUGAAUGGCCUAGAAAUUGAACCAGUAAAACUCAGUGGAAAUCAGACAGGGACAAAGUGUGAACAACUGGAACUUAUCAGUAAACAAUUUGAAAAAGAGAAGCAAAUAUUAAUUAAAAAAUUAGAAGAAUUACGUAUUAAACUGGAAAAAUCAGAAGAAGAAAAUGCUGUUUUAAAAAAUAACAUUGCCCAGAGAACUAAUCAGUUUCAAACAAUACAGGAAGAGCUAUUGGAGAAAGCUGCAAAAUCAUGUCGCUUGGAACGAGAAGUAGCAAGAAAAUCCUCCCAGUUUUCCAUCCUUGAAAAACAGUUGGAAGAAAAAACUUUUGCUUAUGUAGCUGCGCUUGCAAGAAAUACUGAAUUGGAACAGGAAUUAAUGGUAAUGAACUCUCAGCUUCAAAGCAUGGAAAGAAAUAUCAUCGAAGAACAAGAACACUUCUCUGCAAUGUUAGAAGAAACAAAGUUAAUCAAUCAUGAGCAACAAAAGGAGAUGGAAAGACAAAUUGAUUUACUUCAAUCUGAACUAGAAACUAAAAACCAGCAAUUUCUAGAACAAGAGAAAACAAUGUCCAUUUUCCAGCAGGAUGUUUUAUAUAAACAGCAUCAUCUUGAAUCAUUGGAUCGACUCUUAAUAGAAAGCAAAGAGGAAAUGGAAAAACAAAAAAUAAAAAAAGACGAAGCUUUAAAGAAAUUACAAGGCCAAUUUGCUGAUGAAACAGUCAAGGUCAAACAAUUACAAAAAGCGUUAGAAAGCUGUAAGCAAGAUAUAGCUUUGUAUUUAGAUCAUUUAGAAGAAGAAAAAGUGUUGUUUGAAAAGCAAUUGGAGAAAAAGUCCGAAGAGAUCCAGAGGUUGCAAAAAGAAAUAAAGCAUAAGAAUGACAGUCUUCAGUCAACUAGUGAGCAAAAUCUUGCUCUACAGCAGAGUCUGCAGCAGCAGCAACAAAUGUUACAUCAAGAAACCAUUAGGAAUAGUGAAUUAGAUGACAGCCAAAUAAAGCUCCAACAGCAGGUAUCAAAACUAGAGCAAGCGCUUCAAAAGCAGAAAGAUAUGUUGGAAGAAGAAUUGAGAAGAACAAAUGAAAGGCUUCAUUUAGCCACUGAAGAAAACAAUGUGAAACGGCAAAAAAUAGGAGAACUUACUGCUACAAUCAGGCAGAUUAAACAAGAGAUGGAUCAGUGUAAAGAUGAGUUAAUAGACAUGGAGAAAGAAUUAGUGCAUUUAAGAAGAGAUGGUCAUAGUAAAGCAAUGCAAGUGAGCCAACUGGAAAUUACUUUACAACAGAGAACCUCAGAAUUUAAUAAAAAGACACACCAAGUGAAGGAAUUAGAAGAUAAGCUGCUUAUAAGUGAGACCCAGCAAAACGAUUCCAUACAGAAAAUAGAAUCUCUAGAAACUGACCUGAAAAAUACCACUGGGGAGUUAAAAACUACUUUGAGACAACUGCAAGACUUUCGGGAUACAUUACAGAAUGCACAGAUAUCCCUACAGGAGAAGUGUACUACUAUCCAUGACUUAACAGAUGAAUUAAGAGAAUGCAAGGAUGAACUUGAAGAGAAAAAGGAAGAACUUCUCGACAUGGAAAAGGUGCUGAAAGAAAGAAAUUGGGAUUUGAAACAAAGAGCAGCUCAGGUUACACAGUUGGAUAUGUCAAUUCGUGAAUACAGGGGAGAAAUGGAACAAAAAAUAAUUUCACUGCAAGGUAGCUUGGAAAAAGCAGAGUUGCAGAUAAAGGAUUAUAAUAAACAGAUUGAGAGUUUGGCAAGCAAGGUACAGUGCUCAAAAGAAGAACUUCAGGAAAAAGAGUUUAAUAUUCUCCAACAACAUCAAGACAUAAAUCAUCUUAGAAAAGAGAAUGAACAAAAGCAGCAAAGAAUAACAGAUACUGAGAAGAACCUGAAAGAUCAAGAAAGUUGUAUCGCAGAACAGUAUAAAGAAAUACUUGAUUUGGGGCAACAGUUGAGACUGGAACGUGAAGCAAUGAAACAAGUUCAUGUGGAUCUGUUAGAGAGUCGCCGCCAACAGGCUCAAGCUCAGAGAGAUGUGGACAGGCUCUCUCUUGAACUGGAAGAAGUGAACCAUAUCUCACAUGAAAAAGAAACCCGUAUAAAUAAUUUGGCAGAACAACUGGGAGCAGCUCAGGUGCGAGAAACUGAAUUAGAAGCAAGGAUGCAAGCUGAGAUUAAAACGCUCACUGCAGAAAUACAUUUGUUAAAGCAGUCUUCUUUAUCAGAGAAAAUUUCCCAUGAAGAAGAACAGGCAAAAUGGCAGCAGUCGCUAUCUAAAUCUCAUCACGUUAAUGGGCAACUACAGCAGAUCAAAAUGGAACUGGAUGAUGCUCAAGACACUGUUUAUAAUCUGCAGCAACAGCUUCAGUCCAGAGAUGAUGCGAUUCAAGCAGCAAAUGAAAAAUUGCUUCUUAAAGAAUCUGAGCUUACAAGAUUACAAACCAGAAUUGCAGCUCAUGAAAGAACAGGAAGCAUCAAGCAACUAAUAGAACAUCAUUGGUUUGAUGAUCAAGAACUUGGCUUUGCCAAGCAUUCUACUCGUAGAAAACUAUGGCGCUCAACAAGCACCAGUAAUCUAAAUAUUAAGGGCAAUGAAAACUUACUAAGUCAAAAUCAGACAGUUACACUGCACUCUUCAGUGAGUUCUGAAAUGUCAAAAAAUAUAUCUCAUGCUUCACCAAAGAGUUUGAAUGAGUCUUCCUUUGAUCCUUUGACAUACGGUAUAGACGAAGAGGUACCUUGUAGCAGUAAUGACUUUCAAACACUGAGUGGCAUGCUAAAAUAUAUCAGCAAGGAAAUAAAGGAUUCUGAAAAUUCUUCACUAUAAUCUUUAUCAGCUGUAAAGAAAAAUCAAG